Molecule: messenger RNA, 569 nt
Organism: Geodia barretti
Lineage: Eukaryota; Metazoa; Porifera; Demospongiae; Tetractinellida; Geodiidae
Source: the annotation of a GenBank genome assembly
AUGAUCCAUCCAAGUGUUUCCUCGGAAAUCCAGAGACCUCCAGAGAGUGCAUCAUCAUCAUCGUUCUACAGCCGACUUCAUCCGACCCGAAGACUUGUUUAUUAUCGAGACCUCUCCUUCCCAACCCCCAAAGAACCUUCACAUCCCCUGAACCUGAACCCAUUCAACACCAUGUGGAAGAACGUUUCCAAACCUACUGUUCGUGUUCCAACCCACAUCCUGAUCUCCUUUGAAGGGAACACAUUGGAAUGUGCGACCCGCAUCCCUGGGUCGUUGACAGCUUGGGAUAUCACCGACUACUAUGAAGAGACCCAAGGAACUCCGUUGGAAUUGUGGAACGGGAAUGUGAAGUUGGAAAGUGACAGGAAAAUUGGCCGAAUGAAGAAUCUGAUCCUCAAGCGCCUCAACCCUACGACUCCUUCGAAGGAGGAAGGCGAAGCUCCCCCUCACCAUCAACCAUGCAGUCCUGGAUCACGGAGUUGAACUUGAGGCCUGGAAGGAAGAAGAACCCAUGGACCACCUUAUCUUCAUAUUAUUGUCAUUAUCUUCAUAAUUAUUGUCUGUCAUUG